GUCGCCGUCGCUGUUGUCAGGUCCUUUUCAAAUCGUUAUAAGGAUAAUAUAUUAAAUCUGCUCGACAAUAUCACGCUCAUUGUGGUUCAAAGCGUCAGGUAGGGAAGCUAAACAUGCAAUCCGUAAAACUCAAUGUCGGCGGUCAUUACUUCACAACAAGUCUUCAAACACUGACUAAAGAUCCAAACUCCAUGUUGGCUGCCAUGUUCUCAGAGACAUUUGAAAUGAAACCUUCUGAAGACGGUGCUUUCUUUAUCGACCGAGAUGGAACUCACUUUCGGUUUAUACUCAAUUAUCUUCGCACUGGGAAAUUAACUUCACCAGAAGGAGAAGCAGCUCUUAAGGAACUGCAGGAAGAAGCUGAGUUUUAUCAGAUCGAAGGCCUCAUAGAGAAAUUAAAAGUAAAUUCGGAAAGUUUAACAAGCGUGAAACUGAAUGUAGGCGGCCACCACUUCACAACAAGUCUUCAAACACUAACUAGAGACCCAAACUCGAUGCUGGCCGCCAUGUUCUCAGGGAAGUUUCCAAUGGAACCUCAUGGAGACGGCGCUUUCUUCAUCGACCGAGAUGGAACUCACUUCCGGUUUAUACUUAAUUAUCUUCGCACUGGGAAGCUAACUUUUCCAGAAGGAGCCACAGCUCUCGCGGAAUUUAAAGAGGAGGCUGAUUUUUACCAAAUUCAGGGGAUUUUAGACGAGUUAGAUGACACAAGGCUGAAGUCGGAGUUUUGACAGACGAAGAACACCGAAGCAUUCUGGUCAGCUGGUUGCCUCCUAAGGGAGAGAUAGACAGAAGACGUCGCUAUCGUCUUCUGUUCCGAGCUUCUCGAGAUGGUUUCUCAGCUGCGACUUUUCACUCCAAAUGUGACGACAAAGGACCAACAAUAACCAUUGUGCAGAGUGGAGACAACAAAUUUGGUGGCUUUACAGAUAGCUCUUGGGGGAGUAAGUUGUGUACAUUAAGCAAAUGUAGUUAAUUUUGAUUCCCUAAACUGAUUUCCACGCAAAAACUUAGCAUUGAAGGAAAUCAACGUGGCAAAAUAAAUUAUCCAAAAAGUGAAAGAAUAAUGCUUGGUCUCUUAGCAGAAAUUUACCGAAGUUCACAGAGAAGAGAAAAUGACUAGGAAGAAUUUCAUUUAGAGGCCUCCACCUUAUUGUGGAUCUAACAAAGAAGACCCGAUGAAAGUAGCUCAUUAUGCGUCAUCUAGUGAUUAGCCAUCAGAUUCUGAAUUUAGGUUUUAGUUUAAUGAUCAGUAAGACUGUAGCAGUAUUUCUUAGGUUUCCAAGUUUUCAAAAUUUUCACCACCGGUACCAACUUGCACAUUUGAAACUUUCUAUCCUUGUUCAAUUAUUCUCGCCUGAUAAAGACAAUAAAUUCAAUUAGCACUUACAACAUAAGUGAAUAGUGCUGUUAGCGCGAGCUUAUUGGUUGGUGCGGAAGUAAACAGCAAGUACAAUUCACCUCCGAGCAGCUGAAGAGACAAAAUUAAGCGUUUAAUUUCCGACCAUUUUACGGUGUAUUGAAAGAAAUAAACUAAUUUUCUGGUUUUUGUAUAGUAUACAUAAAAAAUACAUUACCCACUUGAGUGACGUUGAAAGUGAUGGAUAUUUACUUCGCCGCUUCAGUUUGGUUAACAACUGUUAAUUAUUAUACAUUAGAUUUGAUAUGAAAUCAAUCAAUAUAUAACAGCGUGUGAAGUUGACAUAAAAACGCAAUAUGAGCAGCGGCAAGAUAAUAUACUCUUGUCAGCGGAUAUUACAUUUAUCAUGUCGAGUUCAAAGUCUGCCUAGUUUCCAAGCCCCUCGUCCGUGUAGUGUUCUGAAACUUUUGCAAACUUUGCGAGUAGCGUUUUCUUUUGUAGAUUGUUUACAAAAUGUACAAUAAAUCAAUUAGUGUUGUUGCUUUUCUUGUCAGGAGAUAGUGACGAAAAUUGUAGAGAGGCAUUCUUGUUUAGUAUGGUCAACCCAUAUGGCUCUGCACCAACUAAAAUGUUGUUACGUCCUGACCCAGAGGUGAAUUGGAGCGGCAGACCAGGAGGAAAAAGCUCCAAUCUGCCGAUUCUAGUUGGCAUUUUAUCUGAAGCGCAAAGUGGACCAGCAUUUGGUUCGCGACAGGAAGAUACUUUUCGGCGAUACGACCUGCUCAUCUUAGGCAACGCUAACGUAAGGGCUUCAAGUUCUGAAAGCCUUGGCGCGUCAUAUCAGUGCCCUGAAGGACAUAAGGGAACUUUCUUCACAGGGAAAAGAUCUUUCAUGGUAUCAAAUUAUGAAGUGUUUGAGGUCUUUAAUUGACAUAAGGUAAUUUUUCGAAGAUAGAAACGAUGUAGGCGCCCCCCCCCCCAUUACCUUAUUUAGGACUUAAAAGCGUGACAAUAGCAACAUGUGUUUUCAAAAUGGGUGUAAUAAGGGCACGAUAUUAACACUUGUGAAUUGAAGGAAACACGCAUUAGUUUCGAAAUACACAACGACUAGUUCAAACUACUUUAAAAAUAGAAAAUCAAAUUGCUAAAGUUAAGAAUUCCUGGGAUGCUUUCAAAAUAAAAAAUAAUCUCGUUUUAAUAGUCUUUUUU
Molecule: messenger RNA, 2569 nt
Organism: Pocillopora meandrina
Lineage: Eukaryota; Metazoa; Cnidaria; Anthozoa; Scleractinia; Pocilloporidae
Source: the annotation of a GenBank genome assembly